Messenger RNA from Anopheles cruzii, 1678 nucleotides. RefSeq lists its product as uncharacterized. The coding region runs from base 246 to 1418 and encodes 390 amino acids. Gene Ontology annotation, biological process: neurogenesis. Gene Ontology annotation, cellular component: cytosol. The record is from RefSeq and is a predicted model, not a curated record. Gene Ontology annotation, molecular function: protein binding. NCBI's taxonomy places the organism in Eukaryota, Metazoa, Arthropoda, Insecta, Diptera, Culicidae. The transcript is spliced from 3 exons.
AACUAUUUGGAUGUGCCUGAAUGUUUCGUUAAACCGUUUUAGAAAGCAUCAGAGAUUAACAGCGGUUGUUUUCCGAUAGGAAGAAGAAGAAUGUUUCGACGAAGUGGUUGUGCUCAUAACUAGAUUUCCAGAAGCUGCUACGAUUGCCGGAGCAUAUUCCGUUCUUUUUACACAAGACGCCUGCCAAGACUGAAGCCAUCUGAUGCAACAAUCCUACUCUUAGAUGUAUUAACGGAUCACAUGCGAUGGCUUCCGACUCUGAAGGGAAAACCGUCUUUCGACCGACCUGCCAACAGAGAAUUGAUUUCGACCCGUGUGUUCCAGUAUCGAUGCGGCGCAAAAGUAUGGUGAAUAACCAGUUCCUGUCCGAUGUGACGUUUGACGUUGGUCCGUCGCAUCAAAAAAUAUUUGCCCAUAAGAUUCUGCUAGCAACCGCGUCGGAGUAUUUCUACGGCAUGUUCUCUGGCAACUUCGUAGAGACUCGCCAACCGGAGAUCCGGCUAGAAUGGGUCGAUGCGCAGUUGUUCAUCACAAUUCUGCGCUACAUCUACUGUGGAACCGAUGCUAUCGUGCUCAAUGUUUCGAACCUGCGCGACAUCUAUUCUUAUUCACAGCGCUUCAUGCUAAACGAAUUGAACGACGAGGUGCGCAAGUUUUUGGAACGGCGAAUUGAAAAGGAUGGUCCGCUCCAAGUGCUAACCGACAACCGAUUCUUUGAGUUCCCGUCCGUUGACGACAACUGUUUGCAAAUAAUACGCAAAAAUCCUCUAUUCUACUUCAACAUCGAAAAAUUUCUUGAGAUCGAUAAGGUUUCGCUUGAUUUGAUCUUGUGCGCACAGCAAAUCAACUGCACCGACGACCAGCUGCUGACGGCAUUUGACAUUUGGAAUGGGCGUAACAACUUCUCAGAGGAGGAAGCCAAGGAAAUGAAGGAAAAGAUCUUGAAUGGCAAGCGUUCGUACAAUUGUACCAAGCUGCAUCUGUUCGGCGGUCAGAUGUUUGCCAUGGAUUCGGAAGCUGAAGCGCUCAACUUCUACAUUCAGUCGGACAACGACAUUGAAUUGUACGGCAUCGGCGUGUACAUUAAGUCGACCUCACAGGUCGUGGAGGUACAUAUGACCAUCGAAGAUGACAAUGACACCGAAAUCACCUCCGAUAUGUUCGAGUACGAGAACAAACUCGCUCAUACGGUUGGCGUGGCCGAUCUGUUCUUCGAGAAGACCGUAUUGUAUUCGCAUUGCUCGUACAAGAUUUCGCUUCGGACGCAUCCGCGUUGCGAUAUAUUUCUGCUUUCAGAACCGUACGUAUGCCACGACUCUAUGAGGCUGAACUUUACACAACCAGAUGGCCCGAACCAAUAUGUGCACGGUUUGGCGCAUUUCUUUUGCGAAGAGCGUCCGUCAACGGGCCAUGGUUAAUAGAGGCGAAAACCAAAACAGUUGGCGUCGCCGAAUACCGACACCCUUUCGCUUUGUUUAUGGACUGUAGUACCCGAAAAAUAUUUGCACUAUGACAAUGAUCUUAUCGUAGGGCUUUGACGAAGUCACCACGAUGCAGCCGCCAUCAUCGUAUACAAGGAAAUUGUAUUUUUUAUAAGAAAUCAAAGAGAGAUAUGGAGCCAGGCUGUUAGCGUGCUUCGGCAUAUCUGUUGUAUCCUGAGGUUGAAAAUAAAGCACGG